CCUCUAUGACGAGAAACGGGUUCUAUGGCGUUCGGUUUAUUCUCUAUUUUCUUUCUAUUAAUUCGACGUCCUUGCGAACGGGUGAUUAAUGCAUGACUUUCAUGCCGGCGUAUCAUCUCUUUUCAGCACAUUUUGUGCAACAUCAUCGUAUCGUCGUCUCUUCGUUUCUACUACAUUUCCUUAUCAGUACUAGGAUCGGCAAAAAGGGGGGGAAACAGAGAAAAAGAAAAGCAAUGGAUGGAUGGUUUGCGAUUUUAUCCAUAGGAGCCGAGAUAUACCACGCUCUCUCAUCUGACGGGCGAUAUAUACGUGGUAACAACCUUAACCUAAGGGUUUAUGGGCAUGAGAGGGCAUCUGGACAGAUUAGGGGGGCAAAACAAAGACAAUUAUGCCGUCACUCCUUUAUCUUCACCAACAUUUCGAUAUAUUUACUAGUACAUUUGCGAUGGUUUUCAUUUCAUCUGGUUUUCCGGCUCUGAUUUGCAGGCUUGCCCUCAUACAACACGAGAGGCCGUUUUUCUCGCUUUGCGAUGAAUUUUCAAGAACUGAUCUGCGAAUGAAUUAGA
Molecule: messenger RNA, 566 nt
Organism: Daldinia decipiens
Lineage: Eukaryota; Fungi; Ascomycota; Sordariomycetes; Xylariales; Hypoxylaceae
Exons: 1
Coding region: 93-479 (128 amino acids)
Source: RefSeq, a predicted model, not a curated record